This is a messenger RNA of Juglans microcarpa x Juglans regia, 1664 nucleotides long. Its product is annotated as pentatricopeptide repeat-containing protein At4g35850, mitochondrial. Gene Ontology annotation, molecular function: protein binding. Bases 143 to 1477 code for a protein of 444 amino acids. Gene Ontology annotation, cellular component: mitochondrion. Lineage: Eukaryota; Viridiplantae; Streptophyta; Magnoliopsida; Fagales; Juglandaceae. The transcript is spliced from 13 exons. The record is from RefSeq and is a predicted model, not a curated record.
GAAUGCGUAGCCCAGCCUAGAAAAAUGGAGGGCUUAAACCCAACCGCUUAGUGGGAAACAAUCCCGGAGCGAAGGGUUUUACAGGGACAAUCAGAAACCCCGAUUGAGAAAUUGAGAGACACUGUGAUCCAUUUUUCUCAGAAUGAAGCUCCUCUUCCGAUCUAUCACUGGGCAGCAUAGGUCAGUGGCUCGAGAGCUGGGACGUCGGUACUUCGCGGCGUCCACAGAAGAAUACGCCAAGCGAAACUACGCAAAUAAUGUUUCCGAGUACAACACCGUUGUCGGCUCCCUCACUGCCCAAAGAAGGCAUUUCUUGUUGAGGGAUGUUUACGAUGAUAUGAUGCUGGACGGAGUGCAGCCCACUAGGGACGUGUUCCAUUCACUGAUAGUGGGGACCAUGAAAGGCGCCCGCUUGCAGGACGGCUUUUACUUCAAGGACCAAAUGAAAGUCAUGGGUUUGCUUCCUGAUGUUAAUUUAUUCAACAUUUUGAUCUCGUUAUGCGGGAAAUGCAAAAACUCUGACCAGGCAAUCCAGAUUUUGGAAGAAAUGAAGAAAUCUGAAGUGAAGCCUAAUGCCCAAACUUUUGUCUGUCUACUCAAUGCAUGUGCAGCAGCAGGCCGUUUAGAUCGAGUGUAUGCAAUUGUCCGUGAUAUGACUGCUGCCGGUGUUGGGUUGAACAAGUUUUGCUAUGCGGGACUUAUAGCUGCACACAAGAACAAGACGCCUGUAGCAGAUGAUUUUGCCACCAAAGUCAUUGAAUUUGUUGAUAGGUCCAAGGAGUUUCUACCAGUUGAUACAACAAGUGUAACUGCUGAAAAUUUGAUGAUGGGUGUUUCAGAAGAAGAGCUGUAUAAUCUACCCACUGCCGAAUAUGUUAACAGGCGUGGAACUUUUUUAAAUAGGGAACUGACUGUUUAUCAUGUUGCACUUCAUGGCUGUGCAGACCUCAGGAAUGUAGAGGUGAUGGAAGCGUUGUUGGAAAUGCUAAAGAACAAUGGAAAAACUCCUGAUGUCUUCAUCAUAAUGCAAACUAUGAGGUGCUAUUUACAUUCAGGGGACAUUGAUCACGGUCUUAAAACUUUUGAGGACUACAUGAAUUCAGGGAAGCCUCCGGCAGUGGAACUAUAUGUGACACUUGUGGAGGGAGCCAUGGUUGGGCAUACUCCCAAGGGAAUGCAACUUGCUCAAGACGCUCUGGUAAAUAUGAAUUCCAGGGGCUUCUUCUUGAGCCCAAAAAUUGGGAGUGAUCUCCUCCUCUCAGCGUCUGGAGAAAAGACUGGUGGAUAUACUACUGCCAACUAUAUAUGGGAUCUGAUGCAAGCUCGCAAAGUGACUCCCUCACUUCCUGCUGUGGAAGCGUAUUACAAGGGCUUGAAAGACCGCGAGAUACCAGAAGAUGAUCCACGACUGUUACUGGUUUCUCGGACUUACGACAACCUUCGAGUGAGAUUUGGAACCGGACCCGGAAGACCUUAGUUGGAUGAUAAGGAAAGAUUUUGCAUUUUUUUUUUUUUAAUUGUACCCAACAUUAUUAGGUAUUGAAGCUGGAUAUUUGGUUUCAAAGAUUAGUACUGGCUUAAUCUUUUGUGUAAUAAAGUUCAUGUUGAAUUGGUAGGCAUGUGUGAUUCAUAAUGCUCACUGAAACUGAAAGUGUUCUCAGCUU